AUGCAGGCGGGACCGCAGCGGAUGCAGCAUUCCCAGCCGAACAAGCAGCCGAUUUUCAUGCAAAGACAACCCCCGUCACCUCAACGCCAACAGCAGCAGCAGCCGGAGAGUCCGCAACCUGCAUCCGUGCGGCAGCGGUCGCAGAAUGGUCCCAAUCAGGAGGUCAUGACUUCAGGCCGACCUCUGGUUGGCGGUAGAGGCGGUCGAAAUCAGCCUCCUGGGUACGCCAGCGCAGAGCCAGGCGCAAGCGGCCCCCCGCUCAACAAGAUGCGGAGAACCCACAGCGAGAAGCAGAGCAGCGCGGGGAUCGCACGGGCGGGGGGAAGCGGAAGCAGCUCGGGUAGCGCGGCGGAAGAAGCUCCGCCUUGGGCGCGGGGAGUGCCCAGCGGACCCGCGGGUGGCGCAGGCGGAACAUGGGGAAGCGCGGGGGGAGCGAUGGGUGGAGUGGGCAGUCCUGGGCGCGCCGGCGGUGCGCCCCCGCUUGUGUCAAGUCCGCAUUACAUGCAGCAACCGCCGCCGCUGCACCCGCGGUCUGUAUCAGACGAGGACAGGGACAGGAUUUCCGCCAUGAACCCCCCUGCGGGCGCAGCUGCUGCGCGUAUGGCGGCCGCGAGUAGGCUGGCGCAGGCUCAAGCGCAGGCGCAGGCGCAGCGGGGGAACGCGGAGCGGGAGGAUGGAUCCGCGUCUGAUGGGGGGGGGACCGGGCGGGGUGUAACUAGCGCGGGAUACCGACCCAUGCCGCAGUUUCAGCAGCAGAACAGGGGCAUGUUCAAGGCGGAACGGAGGAGGAGCUUGGAUCUUUGCACGGAGAAGGUGGGCUCGCCAGUUAAGGGGGGAAUGCAGCGGAUUGGGUCGGGGGAGGCGCUUGUUCCGGUGCAAAGGGCAGGGCCGCGGUUGCAGUCAGAAGGUGGGGGGAUGGGAGCGGUGGAGGGCACGUGGGAAGCUGGUAGUGGCCAGCAGAAUCAGGCCCAUCAGGCCGUGCAGUUGCAAGGGCAGCAGCAACAGCAGCGCCUGCAGACGCAGCAGCAGCAGGGUCAGAAGCAGCAGCAGCAGCAACAGAGCAUGCGGAGCAGCGCUGCUGGUUCAGGUGCUGGAGGUGCUGGUCCGGGUAGUGCUGGUUCGGGUAGUGUUGGUUCGGGUAGUGCUGGUUCAGGUGCUGUUGCCGCAGGCGCUGCUGGUACUGGUGUUUCAGCAGCUACCGGCGUUACCGCUCUUGCCGCAACUGAUUCUCUUAACGGGACUGACAGAAACGAGUCAGCUACUAACGGGGAUGGCGAGCUAGACGCCACAGGGUUUGAAAGCGCGCCAAGUUCGAAAUCCCCCCAAAAAGGCAAGAAAGGGGCGAAGGGAGAAGGGAAGGUGCAGGGGAAAGGGAGGAGAGACGGAGGGGAGGGUUCAAGCGGAGGAUCAGCAGAUGCUGAUGAUUCGAGUGCAGGGGAGGGGGGCCGAGGAGGGGGCAGGGGUGGACAGGGAGGGAAGAGUGGAGGGAAGAAGAAGAGCGGGAGGACCAAGUCAGGGUCCGUGACAGGGAUGGUGACCCACAGGCGGGCAGCGUCGUCACAGGGCCAGGGGAAUGGCGCCGCUGAGAAGGUCUCAGCGUCAGAGGCGGGUGGGGGUGGCAGCAAUGGGGGGGAUCGUAUAAUUUCUGUGCCUGGCGGCACUAGGGACGCUUCUGGUGCAGCUGAUGCCUCUGAUGCUGCGCCUGGUGGUGACGACGCCCUUGCUCUCUACAGGGCCGGAUCCCCGUCCAUAGGCCAGCUGCAGCUGCUGGUGUCCCCAGCUGUCUUCUCACGAGUCAUCAGCUGCAACGCUGCUGCUGCUGCUGUUUUGAGAUGCCCCAGUGAAGACAUGCUGUGGGGCAACUCGCUCUGUGAAUCCCUCUGCCCAGACCACGUGCCUAGAUUCGAAGCAUGGCUGCUUCUGGUGGCGCAUAUGGUUCACUCAGCAGCACUCCCCGCCCACCUGCACUAUCACACCUCAGCCUCCGCGUGGCUGCUGCUGGUGGCGCAGAUGGCGCACUCAGCAGCGCUGGCUCCCCACCUGCACCAGAAGCCACCUCCCCUCACUCACUCCUUUCACAAUCCCCUUGCCUUCCCUCCUCCAACCCCUUACCUCACCCCAGGCGUGGCUGCUGCUGGUGGCACAGAUGUGCAAAAGGGAGGAAGAAGAGCAAGUGGAGGGGGGAGCAGCGGGGCAGUGGGUCUCGCAAAUCUUUACGCUGCUGCUGCUGCCACUGCCGGUGCAGCAGGCAGCGGCAAAAUCCACCCCAAUUUAACCGACCUAUACACCCUUUCCGGACCUCCUACUAAUGCUCCUGCAGCAGCAGGCCCCCCCCUUCCCCCUGGCGCUGCUGUGUCUCUGACACAGCUAGGGGAGGAGGAUUUACAGGUGCUGAAGGCCCUUGUGAGGAAGGAGGUGGAGGAAAAGGUGGGGCGGGAGGCGCGGCAGCGGGCGGCGGAAGAGCUUCAGGAGGAGCUAAAGACAAAGCAUGCCGCCCUCAUGGCUUCGCUGACAAGGGAGAUUGCGAUGCCCCUGAAUGCCAUGGCAAGUGUGGCAGACUUUCUUCUCAACUCUCGCGCGCUAACACCUGACCAGAGGUCCCUAGUGCAACUCCUCCUCUCCUCUGCCGAAAGCCUCUCCCAAACCCUCGCCCGCCUCCUCAAGUCCCCCGAGGCUGACCCCGAGGCUGUUCCCGAAUCUGACGACGAGGAUGACGAGCCUCCGAGGCUGGAGCUUCGGGAAACGGACCUGCACCGAGAGGUGCGCGAGUGCGUGCGCGAGUGCGUGAGGCUGAUGGACGUGCAUGCCAAGGAGAAGGGCCUCGCCCUGCUGUGCGGCAUCGACUCCGCCGUGCCGCAGUUCAUCCUCUCUGACGGCCCCGCCAUCCGCCAAGUGCUGCACAAUCUCAUCUUCAACGCCGUGCAGCACACCGACAGGGGCGACGUGACAGUGUCAGUGCGCCUGGCGUCAGACAAGGAGGCAGAGGAGCACCGCGUGAAGCAACGCCGCAAGGACAGCGCUGCUGUAGCCACCUUCCUGGAGAGGACAGGCACCACUUACCUACUCUCACGUUUGAAGAAGUGUUUUGAGACGUCUCAAAACACCUUCCUGGAGAGGACAGGCACCACUUACCUACUCUCACUAUCAGUGCGCUUGGCGUCAGACAAGGAAGCAGAGGAGCACCGCGUGAAGCAGCGCCGCAAAGACAGCGCCGCUGUAGCCACCUUCCUGGAGAGACGCAGCAGCAGCACUCGCAGAGGAGGCGUGGGGAUGGGCGGGGGAGGGGGAGGAGCGGGGGAGGAUGGGGCGGGGCAGGGCGAGGCAGGGUCGGUGCUGCUGCGGUUUGAAGUGCGGGACACAGGCAACGGGAUCAACGCAGAGCUGCUGGCUGCCCUUGUGCAAGAGCUGGAAAAGGUGCGGGACACAGGCAGGGGGAUCAAUGCGGAGCUGCUGGCUGCUCCUGUGCAAGAGCUGGAAAAGAGCAAGCCAUCCCCAUCCUCCCUCGUGUCCUUCCUCCUGGGUCGCCCCUUCGCCACCACCGGCCCCCUUCCUUCCCAUGCCUCUCUCACCUCUCCCUCCCCCCCAACUACAACCCCCCCCCCCCCCUUCCCUCUUUCCAGAGCAAGGCCAUCCCCCUCGUCCCUGGCAUCUUUCCUCCUGGGUCGACCCUUUGCCACCACGGGCCUCGGCACAGUCCACGCUCUCAUCUCCCACGCCCUCAUCCCCGCCCCCUCAUCCCCCCCUUUUCCCCCUCCCUCCUUCCAGAGCAAGCCAUCCCCAUCCUCCCUCGCGUCCUUCCUCCUCAGUCGCCCCUUCGCCACCACAGGCCUCGGCACAGUCCACGCCCUCAUCUCCCACGCCCUCAUCCCCGCCCCCGGCACCGCCGCCGCCGCUGCCCUCGCCGCCAUCGCCCCUUCCAUCUCCGCAGGAGGAGCAGCAGGGGGAGGGGGAGGCGGGGCAGGGGGGGCUGGAGGAGCAGGAGGAGGGCUGGGAACUUUCAGCAGGUCGAGUAGUUAUUCGAGUGCGGCGGGGGUGGGGGUGGUGGGCGGGUGGGGGGCAGGAGCAGUGCACUUGCAGAGUGAGGUGGGGAGGGGCACGUCUGUGGUGUGUUUCCUGCCGGUGCCGCUCGCCUCGUGCCAGGACAUCACUCCUGAGGACCUGAAUCCACACCAGCCGUUGGACAUGGACGUGUGGACAGAGCUUCCCAACGCGCGGAUUCUCAUAGUCGAUGCCAACGACAUGCAUCGCCAGAUGGCGCUCUCCAUGCUGCGCUCCACGGGGGUGUCCUUUGACGUCGCCAGCUCCUCACAGGAGGCGCUCUCGCUCUUUGAACGCCGCCCCUUCGACCUCGUGCUGCUGGACUGCUACUUGAACGGCCCAGUUGAUGGCUUUGCCACAGCCACUCUCCUCCGCCAGCUAGAGGUCGACAUCGCCCUGAAGAAACACCUGCGCAGGAGCAGCAGCAACCGAAGCAACAGCAGCAGAAGCCCCUCCGCUGCCGCCGCGGCUGCCGCUGCUGCAGCAGCUGCUGAGGGACCAGGCACGGUGGUGGCGCGGGCGUGCAUUGUGGCGCUGACUCCAGGGACAGGGAACGAUGAGGAGGAGGAGGAGCGGUGCACGGCUGCUGGCAUGGACUAUUUCAUUCCCAAGCCGCUCCGACUGAGGGACCUGCACAUGGUCAUCAGGCAUCGUCUGGAGGUGCUGGCUCCCUACGUGCUCCCAGGUCACGCGGCCUCCCUUGUUCUCCUGGAAGCAGCCCCAUCCUCCUCUGACGACUCAGAUGAUGAGGAAGAUGACGACGAUGAUCACCAUGAUGGUAACGAGUAUGGCAAAAACGAGGACAGCAGCACUGCCAGCAACUUGCAGGCGUGGAUGCAGGGCCUGGCCCAGGGUGGUGGCUCGGCGGUGGUCCUCAACCAGCCUCCCUUCCACCACCUGGGAAACCACCUGGGCAGUGCGGCACCUGAAGCGGCACCUGACAGGGCACCUGGGUUUUCACCUGGAGCGGCGGCAGCGGCAGCAGUGUCCGCAGCGGCGGCAGCAGGGGAUUAUGAGGCGCAAAGGUUGCUAAUGGCUAGUGCGAUGCAGUCUCUCCCCCCUGAACUUGCCGGGGCCCUGCAAGGCUGUGACCCUGUUGCUCUGGCGAACGCCUUGCAGGCUGUUGCUGCUGCUACAGCUGCAACUUCUGACCCAAUGCAUCAGCAGCAGCAGCAGCAGCAGCAGGAGGUGUGGCAGGAGCAGCAGGAGCAGCAGCAGCGGGAGCUGUGGCAGCAGUUCGGCUUGUCACAGCAAUCUUUCUUGUCUGCUGCUGCCGCCGCGGGUUUGGGUGGUGCUGGUGCCUGUGCUGCCGGCGGUGGGGAGAGUGAGGAUGAAGGGGGGAGUGUGGUCGAGAUGGAUGAUGAUGACGAGGAGGAAGAGCUAGCAGGGAGUGAUAGUGAUGGGUCUGUGGUGCAAGUGCGGGAUCCUAAGAAGCUCAGUGCGAAGAGGUCGGAUAUAGCAGAGCUUCUGGUGGAAUUGGGGCAGAGGGAGGAGGAGAGCAGGAGAGCGCUUGGGAAUGCGGACGGCGGGGGCGGUAGCGGAGACGGUAGCAGGGAUGGCAAUAACGAGGAUAGAAAUAACAGGGGCGAUGGGAACGGCGGUACUGGUGGUGAUCGUGGCGGUGCCGGUGGUGGUGGUGAUGGUGCUGAUGGUGGUGAUAGUGAUGGUGAGAGUGACAGCGAGUCAGGGUCUGUAGUAGAAUUCGAUCCGAACGAGGCCCGUGACUUGAGGAAGCUAAGUUCCAAGCGGUCAGACAUAGCAGGGGUUCUCUGGGAGCUGGGCAGGCGAGAGGAGGAGAUAGAGGAGGAGGAGGAGACGGGUGGGGGGCUGGCCGGAGGAGGGAGAGGAGGGGGAGGAGGGGGAGGAGGAGGGGGAGGAGGAGGCAUGGGAGGGGCGGAGCAGCAGGGAGGGGAGAUGCGGGGAAUGACUAUGCAGGAGAUUUGGGCGCAGGUGUCGGCUCGAGAGCGACUGGAGGGCACACGUGGGGGCGAUGAGGGGUGCAGCGAUGAUGAGGGUGGGGGGAGAGGUGAGAGAGAGGGGGCUAGGGGAGGGGAGAAGGAAAGGGAUGAUGAGAGUGAGGAGGAAGAGGAGGAGGAUGAAGAUGAGGACGACGAGGAGGAAGAAGUGGCACGGCAAGCCAUGUUCGGAAUGGCCAAGUCCAAAACGUACACCGCUCGGCAGUACCAGCAGCAGAUACUGGACGAGGAGGCACAGGAGCGGCAGCAAAGAGGAGGGGGGCAGCAGCAGCAGGGGCGUGGGCACUUAGAGUCAAGAUCGCGCUCGUUAGGGCACGGACUGUCGGCAGCAGCAGUGGCGGCGGCGAUGCGACCGAGCAGAACAGCCGUAACUGAGCCUCCCACCAUGGUGCCUGGGGCUGCUACCAGGGCUGGUGGUGGUCGUAGUGCGGGGGAAGGGGGAGAAGGGGGCCCUCCUCAGAUGUCUUACCCUAUCCCUGCCGAGUUUGCUUCGCCUUUCCUCCUUCCCCAGAACUUCACCGCGCCGCAGGUGUUAGCGCAACAGGGGAUGGGCCGGGGAGGGAUGGGAGGAGGGAUGGGAGGGAUGGGGGGAGGGAUUGGAGCAGCGGGCGGUGGUGUGCCGGCACAGUCAGCAGCAGCAACGGCUUUAAUCGCCUCUUUACUCUCCCCACGCAACACCAGCAGUGUGGGUGCCAGUGGGUUUGGAGGGGGUACCAGUGGGUUUGGAGGGGGUAUGCCCGCUCCCCUCUCCCCCCACAUGCAGGCCUUUCAGGCUGCCCAGUUUGGGCUGUUCGGGCAGUACGGGCAGAUGGGUUUUUCCCAAGGUUCCCCAUCAGAUCCCGAAGCUGCAGCAGCAGCCCUGGCAGCCACAUGGCCCAAAGCCAAUGGCGGCCCAGGUCUGCCCGGAUCUCAAAGCUUGGCCGAGCCCGAGCCUAGCCGCCAGGGUCGGCGGUAUGAGCGGCUGAGAGGAAGCAGCUCGGAAGAAUCACUCGAGCAGGGGAGUGGGAAGAGAGGAGGGAGAGGAGGGGGUGGCGGCGCUGCUGACAAUGAUGAUGAUGAUGGGGAGAGUGAUGAUGACGGGGAGGAGGAAGAGGAGGAUGAUGAGGAUGAGGAGCCGACUUUGGUACGUACCUUCACAGUGAAAGCAUCUGGGGAUCAGAUCAGGAGUCUGCUCAGGAGUAAAACGUCUGAGAGGGGAAUGAGGGCGGCGGGAGGGGCGGGAGGAGGCUUGGAUGGGGACAGUAACGAGGAGGAUACCCGAGGCUUGGUCCGAAGCAAGACGGCAGGUGCGGGGAAGGGGAUGCAUGCAGAAGAGAUGGUGUCGCUGUCGGCCCUGCAGGAGUUCCAGGGGCGAAUGAGCAACAGGGGAAAUGCCGCUGGUAAUGUUGCUGGUGCUGCUGGUGGUGCUGGGAUGGGUGGGAAGCAGGAAAAGCAGGCAGCGGGAGGCGGGGUAAAGGCGUGGAAGAAGGAUUGGGAAGCGGAGUUUCUAGUGAGUGUGGGGCUGACUAAAGUGGGAGGCGUGGUGCAACCACAGCUAGGAGGACGUGGGGGUGGGGAAGCCGGCUCGCUAGGGAGGGGAGGAGGCCAGGGUAGCAACGCCGCUUGCGCCGUGUGGGAUGAUAAGGUGGUACCUCUCGAGGAGCAAAUGGCGCAUCUAGACCAGCAGCUGGCAUCUCUCACAGAGAGCAUCAGAGCUCACCAGCAGGCGUUGCUGGAUAGGGAGCAGGUACCGUCAGCUGCCACAGAUGCUGACGGGGCUGGUGCUGGCGCUGACGUGGCGUUGGGCGACGCUGACCUGGCACGGCCGGCACGGCGAGUGGCUCUUGACCUGGUUGAGAUCAUCGGCAAGACGCACCUGGACGCUCCACGACUGAAGGAGCUGAUAGAGCCCAUGGCAAAGCGCGUGGGCAAGUGGGUGCAGGACAAGGUGCAAGACGCGUGCCAGCCGUGCCGCCCCUGCAACUCCACCAUCGUCCUCGUGGGCAAGCCCUGUCGAGUCAACGCCUUCCCCACUACGUGCCAAAGGAGGCUGUCCCCUGCUGAGGUGGACGACGAGGAGGAUUUGGAGGGACCGGGCGAUGAUAGGGUGGAGGGAGAAGGGGGGGCAAGGAGGAGGAGUUUAUUGGGUUGGAGUGGAGAUGAUUUGGAAGGGCCGAGUGAUGAUAGGGUGGAGGGGGAGGGAGGAGAGGUGGUGGGAGCAGGAAGAAGGAGUUUAAUGGGCUGGAGUGGGGGGGAUUUGGAAGGGGCGACUGAUGACAGGGUGGAAGGGGAGGGAGGUGAAGUGGUGGGAGAGGGAGGAGGUAGAAGGAAUUUGUUGGAGUGGAGCAGAGACGAUUUGGAAGGUUCGGAUCAUGAGAUAGUGGAGGGGGAGGGAGGGGGCAGCUACGAAGGGAGAGUAAGAGGGGAGGCAGAAAGAAGGGAGCUGGAGGAGGUGGAAGGAGGGGAGGGGCAAGAAGGGUACCCUGAGGAAGGGGAGAGGCAAGAAGGAGAAGCAGAGGAAGGGGAGUCGGAGGGUGGACGAGGCAGUGGGGGACGGUCUCUCUUGCAGUGGGGGGGCUGGGGGGGGAAGGGCAAGGCGGGCAAGGGCGCACAGGAAGGCAAGAGUGUGUGCAAGAGGGUGUCGCCGUUACACGCCAUUCUAGCAGCGGAGUCGGUGGGGGAGAGGCGGCGAGUGGUGAGGGAGCAGGAGGAGAGCGAGAGGAAGCGGCCGCUGUGUCGGGACGGCACGGCUCCGGGUUACUGGAAGGACUACAGCACGUGGGAGCCUUAUGGCUGCCGCUACAGGUGUGGUGCUGGUACAGGUAUGGAAUACACCAAGAAGGAGGUGCGGGCGUGCCUGCGCCACAAGUGGGUGCACUUUUUUGGCGACUCCACCACGCGCCACCUGGCCGCCGAGUUCUCCCGCCUCGCAGGAGUGCAGCGGCGGGCGUGGGACGCGGACAAGAACCGCACGGCCCUGAUGGAUACGGGCGAUGGGGACGAGAACUCGCCGCUCCCAAGGAUUACCUAUCUCUUUCGGGGGAAGAUGGCUCACCAGCGGCACCCAAUUGCCGGGGUGCCCCCUGAGAGGGAUCUGAACAACGACUUCCUUGAAGCCUUUCGAGACCCCAAGGCAAAGCAGCCGGACACCAUGGUGAUGAGCAUCGGGGCACACGAGGUGAUCGGGUGGACGAGGCGGCCCCCGCCGGACCUGGACUUGCGCACGUUCAAGCGCGACACGGAGGAGGCGAUUGCUCUGCUCAAUGGCACCUUCACUCGCGGCCGCCUCGUGUGGUGGAAAGCCCACUACAUCUGGCCAGGGAAAGUUACAGGGCAGGAUUAUUUCACGGUGCGCACUUUCCAUGAGCUCUACCAGGCUUAUGCAUUCAGGCGCAUGGCACAACAGGGCUACACCAUGAUGGAUCUUUACCAGACGACGAAGGACAGAUACGACCAAGUUUUUAGAGGGGAUGGAGCGCACUAUGAAGACUACCCUCCUAGGGAUGUGACGGACGCUUGCAACAGCAGCGCGAGCAGCGACAAUGCGGGUCGAACGCACCGCAAGGAACGGAAGGAGCGGAAGGAGCGGAAGGAACGGGAGGAAGGGAGAGAAGGUUCGGAGGGAAGGCACCGGGAGGAGCGGAGGGAGAGAAAGCACGGAAAAGAUGAUGGAAAGGAGGAGCUGGUGGAGAGAGAGAGGCGCGUAGAAGAUGGUAGGGGGAGGCUGGGAAACGAGGGGUCACACGCGGAAGGGGAGGAGGAGAGGGAGAAGAAAGAGAAAAGAGAGAGGAAGGAGAGAAAAGAGAGGAAGGAGAGGAAGGAGAGGAAGGAGGGAGAGGAGAGAAACGAGAAAAAGGAGAGGAAAGAGAAGAAAGAGAGGAAGGAAAGGAAGGCACUGACGCCCAGAGCAGGGGAUUUACUGAGCCAGAGGGGACGAGGGUUUGACGUUCCUGCUGGUGAGCUUAGGAGGACCAGGAGUGGGGGGACGCACCCGGACGGGGUGGUGGAGGAGCAGGAGGAGGGGAAGGAGAAGGAGAAGGAGAAGGGGUGGGGGGGAGAAUGGGGGAGGAGGGAAGGGGAGAUAACGGAAGGGAGAAGAGGGAGAGAAAAUGGUGAGAUGGAUGGGGCGAAUGGGGACAGCAGAGUAAUGGGGAAUGCAUACGGUGCUGCUGCAGAGGCAGCAGCGGCAGCCGGCGUGGCAGGAGCAGCAGGAGCAGUGAAGGAGCUGCUCCCUCCCCAGGCGAAACGUGAGGGUGAGUUGGAGGAAAGAGAGAGGCGAAUCCGAGAGCUGGAGGAGGGGAGAGUGGCUCUGGAGAGCGAGAGAGCGCGGGUGCAGGAGGAGGGGCGGCGAGCAGCGGCAGAGAUGCAGCGAUUGGUGGAGCAGAAGGAGCGUCUGGAAAGAGAUCAGGCACGGUUAGAGGCGGAGAAAGAGCAAUUGGAAAGGGAGAAAGAACAGCUAGCAAAUGAAAAGAGCCAAGAUGAGGAGGAGAAGCAGCGAUUGCAGGAGGAGAUGAGGCGAGCAGAUGAGGAAAAGAAGCAGUGGGACGAGGGGAAGAGGCAGUGGGAGGAGGAGAGGCAGCGACUGGAGGAGGAGGUGGAGUAUCUAACCCAGGAGCUGGAAACCGAGCAGGAGAUCGCAGCAGAGGCUGCUGAGAUGGCGCAGCGGGAGUGGGCGGCGCGGCAGGAGGCGCUGCGCCAGCUGGCAGAGGUGGAGCGUGAGCUGGCGAUGGAGGCGAGCGAGGCUGACGUGGCAGCAGCUGCUGCCGCUGCUGCAGCUGCAGCGAGAGAAGCAGUAGGAGCAGGAGCUUCUGAGGGAGUGACUAGCACCCUGCAUCAGAGCGGAUCUCUUGAAGAAUCAGCUGCGGAUUUGGCCUCUUCCGUUCGAUCACUCUCAUUCAAGGACCAGGCCACUGAAGCUGGUAGGGUUUAUGAGCCUGCUCAAGAAUCAUCGCUCGCAGGACAAGGUACUGAAGCUGGCUCUGACCCCUCAGCUGAAUCUGGUAACCCCUCAGACCCCUCUGACCCCUCAGACAGCGCUUCAGGCUUCUCUGGUUUCGACUUAAAACCGUCUGAACCAGGCCUUGGACCAGCACCGCAUUUGACCGCUUUCCCGACCUCUCAAUCUCUCUCUGCCGCUGCUUACUAUGCCGACCAAGCUCACCAUCCCAGGCAUGUAGGCUCGGCAGCGCCGAAGCUGGACGUGCUGGCUCGGAUACGAUCCGCCACGUUUGUCCUCCGCAACAGCAGCAGCCUCUCCAACACCCCUCUGGGAACCACCCCUUUGGCCUCCCCUGGGUAUACGGCUAAAAGCUCUGUGUUCUCCUCAGCAGCAGGAACAUCAGAGGCAGCAGCACAGGCAGCAGCACAGGCAGUGCAGGUGUCAUCUGGGAAGGGUGACAAUCAGUCCAAAGUGGAAGAGACAAGGGACGGGGGAGCGGCAGUGGGGGGAGAGGAGGGGUUUGAGUACUGCGGGGGUCAGAGCAAGGCGUGGAGAGCGGUGCACUGCGGUGGCUUUGUGCACGUGCUGCUGCAGCUGUCGCUGCUCGGCGUGAAUCGGCUGGAGGAUUGCGUUGCAAGAGCAGAGGCGGCACGGGCCGCGACAGACAAGACUGCAGCAGCAGCAGCUCUGGCAGCAGCAGUAGAAGUAGAAGCAGCAGGGAAAUAUCUAGCAGUGUGCUCCGCUGCUGCUGCUGCUGCUGCUGCUGCUGCUGCUGCUGCUGCUACUGCUGCUACUGGCUCUGAUGUUGCUGCUGCUGCUGGCUCUGAUGUUGCUGGGGCUUCUGCAGUGUCUGCAUCAGGUGCCCCCGCCUCUGCCACUCCCUCUGCAUCCGCCUCUGCUGGUGUCUCUACUGGCUCGGAUCUGCUCUCAAUGCUCUCCUUCAGUCGGCUUUUCCAGCCUCUUGCAGCCGCUGCAGCCACGGCAGCAGCUGCAGCAACACCAGGCACAGCAGGUACAGGAGGCACAGCAGGCAGCAUUCUUGAGGAAGGGACAGAGCUUGUAGAUCUCAGUAGCAGCAAUAGCGGAGAGGCGGAGGGAGAAGGUAUGGUUGGGGAAAAGGAGGGGGCGAGGAGGGGAGAGGGGCAGGAGGAGGGGGGGAAUGUGGACGGGGUAGAUAAUGGGGCAGAGAGGGUUGGGGAGAGGGAGGAGGGAGAGGGUGUGGUUGCAAAAGAGCAUGGGCUAGAGAGGGUAGGGGACUGGGAGGAGGAGCAACCUUUGCAGGUGGGGGAGGGGGAGGAGGAAUCAGUGCAGAUGUCUCGAGAUGUGCUUCGCACGGCCGUUACAGAUACUCGGAAGCAAGCCGAAGCGCUUGACCAGGCUAUUCUUGCCAGCUCCCAAGCAAAAGAGGACAAGGAGAGGGAGAGGGACAUGGUGCUCCGAAGGCUGACAGUGAACAAAGCAACCACCAUGAUGCGUAAAGGAGCCCUCCGUGUUCUGGCCGCCGCCAUGGCCAGGCAAUCAGCAGCCUCAGCCGGCGUUCCGGCAUCCCUAGGAGCCUCCCUGAUUCCUGCCGCUGGAAUCAUCCCUCGAAUCCUCCACCGAGGAUUCGCCAGUGAUGAGAGUCUGAAACGUACCCCCUUGUACGAUUUCCACGUGGCGGAAGGCGGGAAAAUGGUCCCCUUCGCCGGAUAUAGCAUGCCGAUCCAGUACAAGGACAGCAUUAUCGAUUCCACCAUUAACUGCCGGACAAACGGAAGCCUGUUCGACGUCUCCCACAUGUGCGGCCUCAGCCUCAAGGGCAAGGAUGUAAUUCCUUUCCUCGAAACGCUCGUGGUUGGCGACAUUGCUGCUCUCAAGGACGGGACUGGCACCCUGUCGGUCUUCACGAACGAGAAGGGUGGAAUCAUCGACGACACUGUCAUCACUCGGGUUACCCCUUCGCACAUCUAUCUCGUCGUCAACGCCGGGUGCCGCGAGAAAGAUCUGAACCACAUCGGAGCUCAUCUGGAGGCCUACAAGGCGGCCGGCAAGAACGUUUCGUGGCAGAUUCACGACGACCGCGCGCUGCUGGCGCUGCAGGGCCCUCUCGCGGCGUCCACGCUGCAGCCGCUCGUGUUGGCGGACCUCUCCAAGAUGUCCUUCAGCGAUUUCACCAUGCUCAAGAUCGACGGCCACGAUUGCUUCCUCACCCGGACGGGCUACACUGGAGAGGACGGGUUUGAAAUUUCCGUGCCCAAUGAGAACGCACUGGCACUUGCCAAGAAGCUUCUCGAGGUUAGCGAGGGGAAGGUGAGGCUCACCGGCCUUGGCGCUCGUGACUCCCUCCGCCUGGAAGCCGGACUCUGCCUCUAUGGCAACGAUUUAACAGAGGAAAUCACCCCCGUGGAAGGCGCGCUUGCAUGGACAAUCGCGAAGAGACGGCGGGCAGAGGGGGGAUUCAUUGGAGCUGACGUGAUUCUGAAGCAGCUGGCUGAUGGGCCUGCAAGGAGGAGAGUAGGUUUGACGUCUACUGGAGCCCCUGCAAGGAGCCAUGUAGAGAUCUUGGAUAAGGAGGGGAAUGUUGUUGGAGAGGUGACCAGUGGAGGGUUCAGUCCAUGCCUGAAGAAGAAUAUUCGCGAUGGGAUAUGUGAAGAAUGGGCUGCACAAAGCGGGUUCCGAGAUCCUUCAUCGGACGCACGAGCGCGCUGGCGGAUCUCAGCCGCCGCCGCCGCAAUUUUGUCCUCCUCAGGCGCAGGCGCGCGCUUGCGGCUUCCGCUGUUCCGCCCGGGCGAUGGGAGCGUGGGGAACAGUAUGGACGAGGAUAGCGCAGCCGAAGAUGAUGCGGACGACGCGGAGGACGCGGAGGAGGAGGGGGGGCGCGCGGAGGGCGCAGGGGGAAAAGCGGAGCGGGAAGCCCGUGAUUCCCGUGGCGGCGCGUUGCAGCGACCGGCAGGACGGUUGGCAGCAGACCCUGACAAGCUGGGGAAAGGCGACUGGCGGGGGAUUUCGCGGAACUACGUGACGACGCGCACACCUACGCAGGUCGCGAGCCACGCGCAGAAGUACUUCAUCCGCCAGAGCAAUCUCAACAAGCGCAAGCGCCGGUCGAGCCUGUUCGAUAUAAGCACAGACGUGCUAGCGGAGGAAGCGGCGGGCGCAACGGUCAUGUCUCGAUCCAUGAGCACGCCGUCCCUCCCGUCGCUCCGCGACGAUCCCAAGUUUCUCCCCUCGGGAACUUCCGGCGGACUCACCGCCAUUUCUUCCGCCGCCGCCAUCUCCGCGCUUUCCCCCUCCGCCUCCGCUCUCGCCUCCCCGCAAUCGCUCUCCCACCACGCGCUGCAUCAGGCGCUUCCGCACGCGCGCGCAUUUUCCCGCCCGUACCAGCUCCCCAAUACCGCGCAAACCCUUCCCCCGCCAUCCUACAACCCGCACUCCUCUUCCGCCCAUCCGUUCGCCUCCGCCUCCUCCCCUUCCGCGCAUCCAUCCCCGCACCCCUUCGCCCCUUCCGCUUCCGCGCACGGCUUCCUCGAUCUGAGUCGCUGCCAGUCAUACCCCGCAGUUCACAUGCUCGAGAGCGGAAGCCCUUACGAUAAUCCCGCCCUUUCCGCCGCGUCCGCCGCCGCCGCCGCCGCCACCCGUGGCGGCGCACUUUCCGCAGCAUUUCCGCCGCUCACGCGUCCCAUGUCCCUGCCGUCCCUUCACCCGCCCUCCAUCCCCGAGACUUCCGCCGUUCCGCCGGUCGAUCUAGGCCCCGCGCACUACCUCCCCUCCGCGCAUGGCUUUUCCGCGCAUCCGCACUCGCAGCCCCCCCAUUGGCACCUCCUCCCCUCUUCUUCCGCCAAUCCUUCCGCCGCUUCCACCGCCGCCGCGCGCGCUGCUGGGCGCGGGCCGAUGGCGCUCGACUGGGCUAUGUGCGCCAGGUGGCCCCGCAGGCGCGGGGAGUUCCGCCGCCGCCGCUGCGGCGAUGGGGCGCCAAGGGGAGGACACGAGCAUGGGUUGUGUCCCUGGGGUGGGGGGCGCGGGCGCGGGGCUCGACCUGCCGAACGAGCAGGGGCGGAUGGGGGUGGUCCAAUGCUGCUGGGGGGGAGCAGCAACGUGGAGAAGAAGACAAAACUUGAGAGUGGCAUGGGUUUUCCUAGUAGUGCUGGUGCUGUGGCUGGCGGAAAUGCUGCUGCUCCUGGUGGGACUGGUGGGGCUGGGGCUGCCGGUUCUGCUGCUGCAGCCGCUGCGGCGGCAGCAGCUGGUGGUGGCUCUGCUUUCUCCCCUUUCCGAUCUGGAAUGCCAGCUUCUGGUCCUGCUGCUGCUGCUGCUGCUGCUGCUGCUGCUGCUGCUGCUGCAGGUGCUGCAUCGGCAUAUCUCUCCACCUCUCCACCCUCCACCUACCCGUACGGUCCCCUCUCGUCCUCUCCCCCCAUCGGCUACCCCUACUCCUCCUUCCUCUGGCCUAGAACCACCACGCACUGGUCACAGCAGUUCGCAUCGGAGAGCCUAGCGGACAAGACAGUCGUCACCAUCAAUGGUGCCGAUGCCAACACCACCCCUGCUCGGAUGGCAGCUGCAAUCGCCUCGUCUUGUCAACCUGACCCAUCAACCAAAGGUCGGAAAGGGCCUGCCAUGUCGUCAGCAUCCGCUGCUGAGCUGGCACGGUGGAUUUUGGAUCUUGCGACCGAGCAGCAGCAGAAGCAGCAACAACAGCGGCAGAGGAAGCAGCGCCAGGUGUCAAAACAGCGUCAGCAAGGGAAGAAGCAGCAGGGGCAAACCCUUGGGCGGGACGACAGCGGUAGCAGAGAGAGUGCCAGUCCGUGGCUGUGCAUAGCGGUUCACAAUCUGGAUGCUGCUCCCAUCAGAGCGUCACCUGCCUGCAUCUCCCUGCUCGCCCUCCUUGCCGCCUGCCCUGCCAUCGCUGUCAUCGCCUCUGUCGACCAUGUGCUCUCCUCCGCUUUGUUUGACCGUCAGACCCUCUCCCUCUUCAACUUCGCCACCCAUCACGUGGUGACACGUGGCGCCUACACCAAGGAGGCGUCCGCCUUCUCCCCCGCCACUCUCUCCCACACGCCCUCCGCCUCUGCUGCAGCACAGGCCGCCCUGCUGGUCCUCCGCAGCCUCCCCCCCAACGCCUGCCAGAUAUUCACCCUCAUAGCACAGCCGUUUCUGUCUAGUGCUGGUGGUGGUAAAGGGAGAGGUAGUGGUGGCGGUUCUGGUGGUGAUGGGAGGGACGGCGAUGGGGAGGAGGAAGGCGGUGGAUCAGGCCAGAAGAAUCAGCCUCAAGGUGCCUUUUCUCCCUGCCCUUUCGCUUUCCCCUGCCUCUGUUGUCCCUGCCCCUCCGUCCCCCCUGCUCCCUCGCGGUUCCCUUCACAUCUUCACUCGAUCUGUUUCUUUCCGCUUGCAUCAAUUGCACCUAUUGCAUUGGUGCACAAAAACGCACUCGUGUUUGCAUCAUGUGACGUGCCGGUUUCUAGCGAGGUAACCGGUGUCCUGCUCCUCUCCUUCUCCACUCUUUCAAUCUGUCAUUGUGCCUGUUUUUCUCCAGCCCUGCCCUUCGCCCAGCUCUACUCCCUCUGUCGAGCGCGCUUUCUGGUUACCAGCGAGGUAACGCUGCGGGCGCAUUUGAGGGAGUUUGAGGACCACGCUUUGGUGAGAACAUUCAGGCAGGCGGAUGGCACAGAGAGCGUGGGGCUGCUGCUGACAGUCCCGGCACUCGCCCAAGUCAUGGAGCAGCUGGGAGGGAAAUGA
Closterium sp. NIES-65 is the source of this 16644-nucleotide messenger RNA. Lineage: Eukaryota; Viridiplantae; Streptophyta; Zygnematophyceae; Desmidiales; Closteriaceae. The record is from the annotation of a GenBank genome assembly.